AUGCACAUCUAUAUCAAACAUAAAGAACAAAAUGAGGUAGAAAAAAAGGUUAUAAUAAAAAUAGAAACUUUCUUUUGUGUGUACUGUGACUAUACUAGGUCUUAUGAACAAUUAUUGCAAAGCCACAUUUUUAUAAAACAUAAAAAAGAAAAUAAAUUAAAAAAUAAAGUAAAAAUAAAAAUAAGAACCUACUCUUGUGUGUACUAUGAAUAUUCAACAGUGGGGAAACAAAGGCUACAAAACUACAUCUACAGUAAACACAAAGAACAAAAUGACGUGGAAAAAAAAUGGGAAACCACAGAAAAAAAUAAAGUACCAAUCACAAUAAAAACCUUUUCAUGUAUGUACUGUGACUAUACGACAUCUUAUAAACAAUCAAUACAAAGUCACAUAUUUUCAAAACAUAAAGAACACAAUAAAGUUGCAAUAAAAUUAAAAACUUACCCAUGUGUCUACUAUGACUAUACUACAACGAAAAACAUCUGUUUACAAAGACAUGUUUAUAGUAAACAUAAAGGACAAAAUGACUUGGAAAAUAAAGUAAAAAUAAAUAUUAAACCCUUAUCUUGUGUGUACUGUGACUAUACAACAUUUCUUAAACAAUCAUUGCAAAGGCACAUAUUUUUGAUGCAUAAAAAACAAAAUGAUAUAAAAAUAAAAACGUACUCUUGUGUGUACUGUGACUUCAAAACAAUUGAAACCCAAAGGUUGCAAAAUCACAUCUACAGCAAACAUAAGGAACAAAAUGAGUUGGAAAAUAAAGUGAAAAUUAAAACUUACUCUUGUGUGUACUGUGACUUCAAAACAAUUGAAAACCAAAGGUUGCAAAAUCACAUCUACAGCAAACAUAAGGAACAAAAUGAGUUGGAAAAUAAAGUGAAAAUUAAAACUUACUCUUGUGUGUACUGUGACUUUACAACAAUAGAAAAUCAAAUCGAAGAUUGCGAAACCACGUAUUUAGCAAACAAAGAACAAAAUGAGUUGGAAAAUAAAGUGAAAUUUAAAACUAAUUCUUGUUUAUACUGUGACUUUGCAACUCAACAAAAUAAAGUAGAAAAUAAAGUCACAAUAAAAGUUAAAACUUACUCUUGUGUGUACUGUGACUUUACUACAAGGGUAAACCGUUGUUUACAAAACCACGUUUUUAAAAAACAUAAGGAACAAAACGAUGAAACAUCAGCUGUGUGCAAAACGUUCUCUUGUGUGUACUGUGACUUUGCCUCUAAGGAAAGUCGCAAUUUACAAAGCCACAUCUAUAGAAAACAUAAGGAACAAAAUGAGUUAGAGAAAAAAGUAGAAAUAAACAUACAUAUUUACUCUUGUGUGUAUUGUGACUAUACAACAGUAAGAAACCGUAAUUUACAAAACCACAUAUGUAGCAAACAUAAAGAACAAAACGAUUUGGAGAAAAAAGUGCCAAUAAAAGUAAAAACCCACUUUUGUGUGUACUGUGACUAUUCAACAGUCGUACUUCAAAGUUUAAAGAAUCACCUUUUUAGCAGGCACAAAGAACAAAAUGAGUUGGAAAAGAAAGUAACGAUAAAAUUCAAAACUUUAUCCUGUGUGUACUGUGACUACACAGCAGUAGGAAAGCAAAAGCUACAUUACCACAUAUAUAGAAAACACAAAGAACAAAACGAAUUGGAAAAAAAAGUGUUAAUAAAAAUAAAAACCUACUCUUGUUCGUACUGUGACUAUAUAACAAUGGAAAAACGGUUGUUACAAAAACAUUUGUUUAAAAAACAUAAAGAACAAACUGAUGUAAAAAUUAAAGUAUGGAAAAAAGGACAAAAAUCUUGCAUGUACUGUGACUACAAAACAUUUAAAACUCAUUUGUUACAAAACCAUACCUAUACCAAACAUAAAGAGCAAAGUAAGUUGGAAAAUAAAGUAUCACUGAAACUAAAUACAUACUCUUGUGUGUACUGUGACUUUUCAACAGUGGAAAACCAAAGAUUGCAAAACCACAUUUAUGGCAAACACAAAGAACAAAACGAGUUGGAAAAUAAAGUGGCAAUAAAAGUAAAAACCCACUUCUGUGUGUACUGUAACUAUUCAACAGUCAUACAUCAACAUUUAAAGAAUCAUCUUUUUAGCAAACACAAGGAACAAAAUGAGUUAGAAAAGAAAGCAACGAUAAAAGUCAAUACUUUAUCCUGUGUGUACUGUGACUAUAAAGCAGUAGGAAAUCAAAAGCUACAUUACCACAUUUAUAGGAAGCACAAAGAACAAAAUGAAUUGGAAAAAAAAGUGUCAAUAAAAAUAAAAACCUACUCUUGUUUGCAUUGUGAGUUUACAGCAAUAGAAAAACGCUUGUUACAAAAACAUUUGUUUAAAACACAUGAAUAACAAACUGAUGUAAAAAUUAAGGUAUGAAAAAAAGCGGGUUAUCACUACAAAACUUAUAAUACUCAAUUGUUAGAAAACAAUACCUAUACCACACAUAAAGCAAAUAAUACGUCAACCAUAUGUGGAUACAACGAAUGUUUUUUCUCAGGAUCAGAAUACGAAGUAACCCAACAUAUGAUCACAGACCAUGAGCAUAAGCCAACUAAUAAAAAUCCAAAGUUCUCUUGUAUGUACUGUGACUACAAUACACCUUAUAAACAAUCAUUGCAAAGGCAUAUAUAUAUCAAACAUAAAGAACAAAAUGAGGUUGCAAUAAGUAUAAAAACAUACUCUUGUGCAUUCUGCGACUUCAGAACAGUGGAUAAUCAAAAGUAUCAAAACCACAUUUAUGUCAAGCAUAAAGAACAAAAUGAGAUUGCUGUUGGUGUAAAAACUUACUCUUGUAUGUACUGUCAAUUUACCACGAUCCAAAAUCGUCAUUUUCAGUACCACAUAUUUAGCAAACAUAAAAAACAAAACGAGUUGGAAAACAAAGUAGAAAUUAAAAUAAAGACGUACACCUGCGUGUACUGUGACUAUUCUUCAUAUUGCAAUCAAUCGUUGCAGAAGCACAUAUUCAGCAAACAUAAAGAACAGAACGAAUUGGAGAAAAAAGUAGAAAUUAAAAUAAAAACCUACCCGUGUGUGUACUGUGACUAUUCUGCGUAUAGCAAUAGAUCGGUGAAAAGGCACAUAUUUAGAAAACAUAAAUAUCAAACUGAGCUGGAAAACAAUUCGAAAUAAAAAUGUAUUUAAAAAGCUUUAAGUAUGUAAAAUUCUGUUAAAAUGUUGCAAUUUAUUUUUGUGCAUCAAAAUAAAUAAAGUUUUAAAUUUUUUCUUUUACAGUAUCACUUGUACCGGUCAGACGUAUAUACACUCACGUGCAAAAUAAUCGAUCCACACAAAUUUUCGAUGAAU
Molecule: messenger RNA, 3306 nt
Organism: Brassicogethes aeneus
Lineage: Eukaryota; Metazoa; Arthropoda; Insecta; Coleoptera; Nitidulidae
Source: the annotation of a GenBank genome assembly